UCCAAUCAGAGACAGUGACGCUCACUGCACAUGCACAGUUCAGGACGUAAACACUGCCUUGUCUGCCUUCACAGAUCUGAGGUUCAUCUCCUGCAUCGUCCAGCAGGUGUCGCCGUUGCUCCUCCCUCCUCCUCCAGACUGACCCCGACCUUUAACCCCAGGUGCACUAGGACCCGGCAGGAUCCUCUCAGGACGCAUUCAAAGGCAGCUCGUAAACUCUAUCAGCGAAGAAUAAGAGUCCUGGUUCUGGUUCUGGUCCUGGUCCCGCUCCGGGUCCUGGUCUCCUCAGUCCUGAUGGCUGCUAACCGGGUGGGGCGGCGGGUGAACCGGCUGUGCGGGAGUCCAUCCCCGGGCCGGGCCGGGUCCAGGUCCGGGUCCGGGUCCGGGGUGCGUGAUCCGGCUCAGGUCCUGCAGCGGCGCCAGGCCCGGGUCACCGUCAAAUACAACCGGAAGGAGCUGCAGAGGAGGCUGGACGUGGAGAAGUGGAUCGACUGUGGACUGGACCAGCUGUACCGGGACCGGGAGGAGGAGAUGCCAGAGGAGGUCAACAUCGACGACCUUCUGGACCUGAAGACGGACGAGGAGAGACGACAGAAGCUGCAGGAGAUCCUUCAGUCCUCCACCAACACCACAGAGGUGUUCAUCAGCGAGCUCCUUUCGAAGCUUCAGGGUUUACAGAAGCAGGAGGAUCUGCACAACGACGGCAUCAGCCUCCCACAGCUCCACGCCUGCCCCGCCCGCCCCGAACUGGCCGACUGACGCCACAAACGCACCCGCCGAGGCUAAGCUCCUCCCACCGCCUUCCCAAACAGACAUGAAAACAAACACUGAACAUCUGCAUCCACAAGCUCCACACGAGAGACGCUGACGAGGAAAACAAACACACCUGCCACAUCACCACAAGGAGCUGAAAAACCAUGUUCUGUGUACUUUGAGCUCAGUUUGGGUCACCACCACCAACACCACUGUCCUCUGCUGCGACCUGGUCCACGAUGUUCAUCACCUGGACGUGAACUGUGUCCGUCAGGCUUUUUACGACUUUUAUUUUAUUUUUAAAACUGCCUGAUUUUACCUGAAACUCUUUAGCUUAUAAAUUUUCCAAAAACAGUGGAAAACACGGAUUUUUAUGUUAAAAUAACGAUUAAAAAUAACUAAAUCCCAGUAAAAAUAUUUGAAAAGUC
Messenger RNA from Sphaeramia orbicularis (orbiculate cardinalfish), 1181 nucleotides. RefSeq names its product protein phosphatase 1 regulatory subunit 14A-like. Gene Ontology annotation, cellular component: cytoplasm. NCBI's taxonomy places the organism in Eukaryota, Metazoa, Chordata, Actinopteri, Kurtiformes, Apogonidae. The transcript is spliced from 6 exons. Gene Ontology annotation, biological process: regulation of phosphorylation. The coding region runs from base 31 to 759 and encodes 242 amino acids. Gene Ontology annotation, molecular function: protein serine/threonine phosphatase inhibitor activity. The record is from RefSeq and is a predicted model, not a curated record.